AUGCGCAAGAUGACCCAGCUCUACGAUACGAUCAUCCUCGGGGCAGGCUGGUCAGGCGCCGUCGCAGCGCAAAGUCUCGCGGGGAAGGGUCACAAGGUGCUCGUUUUAGAGGCUAGGGACAGGGUUGGAGGUCGGGCUCAAACUUGGGUUGGGGGCGGCGCUAAGGUUGAUGUGGGAUGUAGCUGGAUACAUGGGUAUCGGGAGGGGAACCCUACGAGGGGGAUCGCCAAAAGUCUGGGUGUGGAUGCGCAUUUGCCCAAACCAGCUGACGGCGUGAUCUAUGGGCCGAACGGUAUGCGGCUGCUUUCGAAAGAAGAGACAGCGUCGCUCCGUGCCAACCUAUCCGCGGCUCAGGCAUCUCUCAAAACCCCUCAUCCCGCACCUUCCCCUACUGCGUCACUCGCAUCUGGCCUCUUCGCGUCGUUAUCGCCACUCUUUAAAGGCGGCAAGCCUGCGUCCAAGCCGGAAGACACCAACCUCGCGCAGGACUUUGCGCGCAUGCUCGAGGUCCCGCUCGGCGUCAAGCUGGAGAAGGCGUCCUUGAAGUGGGCGGGAUGGGAAACGUCCACAAACUUUGCUGGAUCGGAUGCCGCCCCUGAGGGCGGGUACGAGGCCCUGGUUGGCAAGGUGCUCGCCGAUGCCAAGUCGAAGGGCGCGGAGGUCAAGCUCAGCUCCAAGGUGGAGAAGGUGGAGGACGGGUCGGAAUCGGCAACGGUCACAGCGGGUGGGUCGACCUACACCGCCCGGACUAUCCUCUCGACCAUUCCCCUCGGGGUUCUCAAGAAGCUGUCCUCGGACUUCUUCUCGCCUGCUCUACCUCCCGCACUCCAGGAGACAAUCAAGGGUACCCAUGUGGGUGUCCUCGAGAAGCUCCUCCUGCAGUACCCCUCUGCCUGGUGGCCGGAAGCCGAGAAGAUCGGAUCGUACACUUUCCUUCCUACCGGUCCCACACCGACACCCAACUCGAGCCUCCAAGAGGUCUUUGACGGAUCGACCAUCAUGUGCGCCAACUUUGCUGCACCCAGCCUCCCCGGUCCUACCCCUACUCUACUCUCGUACCUCUCCGAGACCCCGGCCACACUGUUGCUCAAGCACGACCCUAAGGACGUCGCCGAAGCGUACCAUCAGUUCCUUAUCUCCCGGUUCAAGCCGUCGACUCCUCCCCCGUCCCCGUCCAACAGCAACCUGACCAACUGGCUCACGGACGAGUACUCGCACGGGGCGACUACGACGCCAAGCAUUGUGAGCGAUGGCGAGCGGAGUCCGAUGGACUUCAAGGAGCUAGGGAGGCCGGUAUGGUCCGGUCGUCUAGGGUUUGCAGGGGAGCAUACGGACAUGGACCACAGGGGGAGCGUGGCGGGCGCGGUGGUUAGUGGGCAGAGGGAAGCGGAUCGAAUCGAUCGAUUUUUGGCUCGAUUGGAUGACGAGGCAUGA
This is a messenger RNA of Dioszegia hungarica, 1434 nucleotides long. RefSeq names its product flavin-containing amine oxidoreductase. The coding region runs from base 1 to 1434 and encodes 477 amino acids. The transcript has 4 exons. Gene Ontology annotation, molecular function: oxidoreductase activity. Lineage: Eukaryota; Fungi; Basidiomycota; Tremellomycetes; Tremellales; Bulleribasidiaceae. The record is from RefSeq and is a predicted model, not a curated record.